ACAAAGUAACCAGAGAGAUUUUGAUCAGAGAAAAUAAAUUUUGAGGGUUUCAGAUUUUCAUCUUUCAAUUGAGAAUAAUGAAACGAAAAACUUACAGAUCACGCGAGAGAGUUAUCAGAGAAAAGCAAUCGCAAAUUGUGCCGCCGGAGAUGGAGUUGGUGAAGGUUUUGGGAAAGGGUACUUACGGCUCCGUCGAGCUCUUCAGCCAUAAACAAAACGAUGGAUCAUUGCUCUACAACGCAGUGAAGAUCAUGGACUCUGAGAACUACGGUUCUAUAGACCAAGAGUUUCGAAUUCUGUCGGAACUCAGAGGAUGUCCUUGUAUCGUGCAAUUGUGUGGGAACUCUCUUGUUCAAGGAACCGAUUGCAAUGGAGGAAAAGUUUACAAGAUGUCAAUGGAGUAUGCAGCUGCUGGUACUUUAACUAAUUUCAUCCAAAGAAACAGAACAAAGUUGUCAGAUUCGGUUAUUAAAGACUUUACUCGUAUGAUUCUACAAGGAUUGGUCUCGAUUCAUAGUCAUGGUUAUGUUCAUUGUGAUCUUAAACCGGACAAUAUCCUUCUUUUUCCUAUUUACGAUAAAGAAACGUGGAAUUGUUCUUACGAAUUGAAGAUUUCGGAUUUCGGAAUAUCGACAAGGGCCGGAGACAAAUCUGAUUGUUGGAGAAUCGAUGAACCGUGGGUCGGAACGUCUAUCUACAUGUCUCCGGAGUCAGUCCGUGACGGCACCACCGUUGAGAAAACCCUAGAUUUGUGGUCACUUGGUUGCAUAGUGUUGGAGAUGUAUACCGGUAAGCGGCCAUGGUUAGGGUUUGAUAAACAUGUUAAGUCUCUUCUUUUGGAUAAUAAGGCACCAGAGAUUCCAGAGACUGUGCCGUGUGAUGCAAGGCUGUUUUUGGAGAAGUGUUUCGCAAGAAAAUCUGAGGAGAGAGGAACAGCUUCCGAGUUGUUGUUGCAUCCGUUUUUGAUCAGAGAUGAGAAGAUGGGUUCUGCCGCCGCCGCCGGAGAGAGGACGGGGAUGGAUUCGAACUCAAGGUCUGGUCACCCUCAAGAGCUUUCCAAACUCGACUAGUCUAGCUACCUAUAUAACCACUAUAGGCCAAAAUUAUAAAACUGUUUUAGGUUU
Molecule: messenger RNA, 1124 nt
Organism: Arabidopsis arenosa
Lineage: Eukaryota; Viridiplantae; Streptophyta; Magnoliopsida; Brassicales; Brassicaceae
Source: the annotation of a GenBank genome assembly